AAAAAAGAGCAACAAGCCUAAAAGAAGUUCAGAAAAAGAAAAAUAAAUAGAAAAGGAGACGCAAAAAACUUGCGGAAAACGCCAUGAAAAUAGUGUCAUGUUAUUUGUAGCAGAAGAAACAAGCCGAAGAAGAAGAACGACAGUGACGUGAAUUCUUCAAUCAAUGUAGUCUCGUCGAAGGGAGUGAAGAACAAUUCGAUAUCGGUGACAGAAUAGGGAUUUUGAGGGGUUGCCGCCCGAGUAUAUGAUGCUUUGUAGUCCAUUGAGAGAUCGAGUACAGGCUUGGCUUCGUGAUUAUGAUAGGCUUCAAUUCUUAGCUGUGAUCCUCAUCUACGUUCAGAUUGCUUGUGCUUUGAUUGGAUCGCUGGGAGCAUUGUAUAACGGCGUGUUGUUGAUAAAUUUGGCGAUUGCAUUGUUUGCGCUUGUUGCAAUCGAGAGUAGCAGUCAGAGCUUGGGCCGGACGUACGCUGUGCUCCUCUUCUGCGCCAUAUUGCUUGACGUUUCCUGGUUCAUCCUCUUCUCUAAUGAGAUUUGGAAUAUCUCUUCUGAAAAAUAUGGAGCAUACUUUAUUUUUUCCUUGAAACUCGCUCUAGCAAUGCAAAUUAUUGGAUGUUCUGUGCGAUUAUCAUCUUCAUUAUUAUGGAUUCAGAUUUAUAGGUUGGGGGUUUCCAGUGUAGGCACCAUAGCUUCUCAGGAAGCAGAUUUUGAUUUAAGAAAUAGUUUUCUAAAUCCUGCAACUCCUGCUGUAGUUAGACAAUGUUCCGGGUCUGACGAAGCUAUAGGAGGCGCCAUCUAUGAUCCGGCAUAUUACUCAUCUCUCUUUGAAGAUGGUCAAGAAAUUAGAUAUACACGUGAGUGUCAAAAUCGUGGCAUUGCUGGCAAUUGGUCUCCUUCUGGUGCUGGAGUUUCUCAUCUGAAGGCAUCUUUGGGCAGAUCUUUUCAGGCAAUAGAUGAGGAGAGUGCAGUAAGCAAGCCCCAAACAGCAUGAUAUAUCCUGCAGCAUCAGUGAAAAUUUCAAGGUAUUCACUCCUUGUGGUUAUUGUUGAGGGAUUGAAUUUUCUAUUGUGCCUGGGUGGUGUUGGAGGGGUGUGUGUAUAGUUUCCAUUUUUUACCAGAUUUUGCCAACGGUAAGAGCCACCAAUCUCAAAGUGGAAAGUAGGAUCGUGUUCUAUUUUGUGAGGAGUAUAAUACGGCUCAUGGUUUUUCUAUUUGAGAAGCAGUAUGUGAAUUCAAUACAUGAGAUUUAGCCUAGGAUGCCAUAUGAGGGAAUUUGUUAAGAGUUUUGUUACAAGCAUAUCAUGCAUGAGGUAGUGAUCAAGGAUUUAAUCUCCUUGGACAUACUUGUGCUCUGGAAUGUUGGCUUUGUGUAGCUGACUAACUGGUGCAGAUUACAUUAUUGGAGAGGCAAUACCCAUCCGGAACCCUGGUUGGAGAUCCCCCAGAUUCUGGCAUGUUUUGGGUACGAGUCUUUUUAGGGCCAGGUCUAUUCACUAUUAAAUUGGAAAUUAUAUGUUUUUAAUUUUUAAGUAGUUUGUAUUUAUUUUAAACUUUUUUUAUUUUAUUU
Molecule: messenger RNA, 1564 nt
Organism: Tripterygium wilfordii
Lineage: Eukaryota; Viridiplantae; Streptophyta; Magnoliopsida; Celastrales; Celastraceae
Exons: 5
Coding region: 245-988 (247 amino acids)
Source: RefSeq, a predicted model, not a curated record